This is a messenger RNA of Eruca vesicaria subsp. sativa (arugula), 1887 nucleotides long. The record is from the annotation of a GenBank genome assembly. NCBI's taxonomy places the organism in Eukaryota, Viridiplantae, Streptophyta, Magnoliopsida, Brassicales, Brassicaceae.
CGGUUGUUCAGAUCAGAAGAUAAACACAAAUAUAAACAAAAUUUCCUUUAAUUUCCGAAAAAUAUAAAUGACAACGAAAUUUCUAACACCUCCUUCAUUUCGAUCCCUUCGCUUCUUCAACUCUCCCCUCUUCUUCCUCGAAACCCUAGAUUCUAAAGUGAAGUACUCCUCAAUGGCGGAAGUAGAUAACAAAUCAAACACCGCACCACCGGUCUCAGACGAAGAGCUCUACGGAUUCAAACGUCCGGAGAUGUACACCGGCACCCUCGCAGGCUCCGUCGCUCCCUACGGUCGCCACGUUUUCCUCUGCUACAAGAGUCACGAGACCUGGCUUCCUCGCGUCGAAACCGAAGGUCUCCCGCAGAGGUUCGCUAAGUCGUUUAAGGAUCGGAGAGGUGAUUUCGCUGUUAAGACGAACUUGACGGUGUGUGGUGGAGGUGAAUCGGAUGGAGAUGUGUUGAUUUUCCCUGAGAUGGUCAGAUACAAGGCGAUUAAGGAGACUGAUGUGGAUGCUUUUGUGGAAGAUGUGCUUGUUAAUGGGAAGCCGUGGACCUCUGGGGUUCAGGAAGAGUUGUCAGGUUCUUUUGUGUUUGUGUGUGCUCAUGGAAGCCGGGAUAAGAGAUGUGGUGUUUGUGGACCAGCUCUUAUGGAGAGGUUUGAGCAGGAGAUUGGCUCGCGUGGACUUUCUGGGAAGAUCUUUGUGAAGCCGUGUUCUCAUGUCGGUGGGCAUAAGUAUGCUGGAAACUUGAUUGUUUUUAGCCCUGAUUCAGCUGGAAAUGUUUCUGGUCACUGGUAUGGCUAUGUAACUCCUGAUGACGUGCCUGCAAUGCUUGAUCAGCAUAUUGCCAAAGGAGAAAUCAUACAAAACCUUUCCAGGGGGAAGAUGGGACUAAUACCCGAGGGUGAGGAAGCUGUGAAAGAGGUUGAGCAUAAAAUCCCAAACGGAAACGGCGUACAAGUUGAGAAGAAGGGAUUGACAGGAGGUUGUUGCCAAGGUGCAAAUGGGGUUUCAUGUUGCCAAGAGCAAACCCCAGAACCAGUCAAGAAAGAAGGAUCCGUGAAGCAGAACUGGUUCAGAUCGAUCGAGAAAGAAGAGCUUCUGUUGGGAGCUGCUGCAGUUGGGGCUGUUGCAACCAUAGCCGUGGCUUACAGCAUUUACAGGAAGUCAGGUUAAGAAACCAUACUCCUCUAUUACAUUACAAGAAGUUACAACAAGUAUGAAACUAUAUUUUUGGUAGCUAUGUUAUAGCAGUUUAAAAAGAAAAAAGAAAAAGAAAAACAUGAGGUAUAUGAUUGAAACCACGUAACCAUCACUUGGUCUGCUGGGAUCUAUCGGUUUGGCAAUUACAGGAAUGACAUGUAUUCACGGCCUUUAAAUAAAUAUUAUAUAUUAGCAUUUGCCCUACUGCGUUUGUGUAUGUUGUUUUGGCUUUAAUCAAAUCGGUUUAACUGGUUAUAUCAAUCAAGUUAGGCACGGAUUUAUUAACCUUUUCUAGCUUGAUUAUGUAUAUGCAAUAAUCCAGUGUUGAUUAUGUAUAUAAUCAAUUUUUUUUCAUGAUGACAAAAAAAUAAAAUGUUUUUAAAUUAUAAAGUUAACUGAUAAAGAAAAAAAGGACACUAGAAAGUACAGAAGGACGCGGUCGUGGCGUAAGUAAAUGGAUCCCACCUACUCAUCUCCUUCUUUUGGGCUGUUACCUCACCGACGAGAUUUUCUACUGACACUUUUCAGUUUUGGUCAAAAAAUGUACAGAGAAAGAAACAAAGAAAAUGACACAAUGGGAUCUAGAAUCCAACCAAAGUUAGCUCCAACAACCCACUUACCACACAAUCUUUGGUUCAAUAAUCAACUUAUUCGGAACUAACUUACACUGUAAUCUAUUUUUCGAA